This is a messenger RNA of Aspergillus bombycis, 1830 nucleotides long. Its product is annotated as transcription factor domain-containing protein. Gene Ontology annotation, biological process: regulation of DNA-templated transcription. Gene Ontology annotation, molecular function: DNA-binding transcription factor activity, RNA polymerase II-specific; transcription cis-regulatory region binding; zinc ion binding. NCBI's taxonomy places the organism in Eukaryota, Fungi, Ascomycota, Eurotiomycetes, Eurotiales, Aspergillaceae. The annotation marks the transcript as partial. The record is from RefSeq and is a predicted model, not a curated record. The transcript is spliced from 5 exons. Gene Ontology annotation, cellular component: nucleus.
AAUUUAGUACAUCAGCCUAGGGCAGUAACCGGACAAUCCGACCCCUCCGAUCCCGAAUGCCGCUUCUCCGGUGGCAUCCGUCAAACCCCGUUUCGUCGCUUCACGACUCAGCUCUAUUCAAUUAUGAACACCGUUCAUCGCGAACUUGGACCUUAUGGUCGUGCCUGUGUCACUUGCGCCCGCGCAAAAUGUAAAUGUAUUCCUCGAGCUGGCGGUAGCACUUGUGAGAGGUGCCACCGCUUGAAUAAGGAAUGUAUGCAGCCUGUCAGGCGACGAAAGCUUAAACCGCUUUCGAAGAGGGUGCAGCUGGAGCACAAGCUCGACGGGUUGAUGACUCUAUUGGCUUCGGCCGGACAGUCACAGCUCCAGCCCCUCUCACUGUCUACUAGUAAUACAGGGACCAGCAUGAACACAAACAUCGUCACUUCUGGGGCCGAGUCCCCCAAUAGCAAUUCAGAAUUGCUUGGGGCUGUGAUAUCUGUGCCAUAUCUAGGCAAAGACUCGGAAGAAGAAGCCUGUCUAGCCUCUUUCCGUGAAGAGAAGCUCCCAGUUUUCCCAGUUGUUCAUAUUCCGGAUACUCUGUCUGCAAAGGAUGUUAAAGAGCAGUCUCCCUUUCUGUGGCGUUGCAUCGCAGCAGUCCAAUGCAAGCAUCCGUCCCGUCAAUCUGAAUUAUGUGCUAGUAUUCGUGAAGUAGCAGGUAAGAGACUGCUUGUGGAUUGCACAAAAAGCCUGGACCUUCUACAAGGGGUCUUGGUGUAUCUCGCCUGGGUCACAUACCUAACCCAGCCGCAGAAGUCAUCGCUGUGUAUCUAUACACAGAUGGCGAUUGGAUUGGUCUUCGAGCUUGGUCUCAACAAGCCUGCGCCGCCGGAUUUAUGCAUGGCGACCUCAAAUUGCAAUGCAGUGGGUCAUCUGCCACAUUUGAAACCGUCGCUUUCAACCAAGCGAACCAUGAACGAACGGCGAGCCGUGCUUGGUUGUUUUGUUCUCAGUUCCUUAAUAGCACAAUUCUUGGGGCGAAUGGAUCCGCUCCGAUGGACGCCUCAUAUGGAAGAAUGUCUCAAUACCCUAUCCGAAAGCGACGAGUCACCCAACGACAUUGUGCUUGCGCAAAUUACGCGCACACGAUUGCUGGCGGAUAUGAUCUUACAGGGACCUUGGAAUGAGAAUCUCUACGAUAUUGAUAUCGCCUCCCGAGCGCCGGCAUCGUUUCAUAUGAAAGCUAUACAGACGCGGUUUCAAACCUUGAAAUCUAAGAUCCCUGUCGAUCUGGCCGAAAAUAGGUCCAUCCUGUUUCACCUCAUUCAUACCGAGGUCAGCCUCUACGAGACAGCCCUCAGCAAGCCAACAACAAACACAGAAUAUACAGACCCGCAACGCCUUGAUCACCUCUACACUUGCUUAAAGGCCGUCAAGGCUUUCUGUGAGUUAUUAAUAAGUGUUCCCGUCGCUGAACUUACCUCUAUCGCCCUACCCGAUCUAAUUUACACCUCACACUGCCUUGUGACUCUCUUCCGUCUUUCCACUUUCGAUUACCCUGGAUGGGAUCGAGCUAUUGUUCGAAGUACAUUGGAUCUCGUAUUUAUUACUGGUCAGCUAGCCGAUCGACUGAAUACAGUGGCGCAAGUUGUAGGGAUUCAUAGUGAAGGAGAGCUUCGGGAUCCGUACAGUAAGCUAGCCAUGAUGAUGCUGAAGAUACGUGGUGAAUGGGCGUCAAUAUUGUCAGAUUUGGAAGCCGUGGACACAGAUGCCACAUUGGAACUGCCUCUGUUCAACAUGAAUCAGUGGGACUUGGAUAGCUUUCUGAAUUGGUCAGAGGAUUUAAGUUAG